This is a messenger RNA of Sesamum indicum (sesame), 2987 nucleotides long. Its product is annotated as E3 ubiquitin-protein ligase MBR2. The record is from RefSeq and is a predicted model, not a curated record. NCBI's taxonomy places the organism in Eukaryota, Viridiplantae, Streptophyta, Magnoliopsida, Lamiales, Pedaliaceae. Gene Ontology annotation, molecular function: ubiquitin protein ligase activity.
UUUAGCGCACCGCUCUCUUUCUCUCUACACACACUGAGAGUGCAGUGUGUGUGUGUGUGUGCAGUCUCGAAAGACAUCCACAUUCUCUUUCAUCCAUAAAACUACGUAGUCUGAGCGACCCCUUCUGCUUUGUCUUCUCGUGGGCAUAUCUUUAAUCUCUCUUUACAUGUGAAACCGUCAUCCCCACCUUCAUAAAAACAGCAUAAAAACGAAAAAUCUUCUUAUUUAUUUAAUAUAUUAAUUUUUUAGUGCUAAGAAGAUAAAAAAAAAAAAUUACUCUUGGUUUCUUGGAAACACCUCUUACUCUCCACCUACUGUUUAUUAUCAUAAUUUCAACCAAAAGGGGCGCAGGAAAAAGGAAAAAACAAAACCCAAUUGCCCGAUCGCCGGCUCCGCCGAUCAUCUCCUUUUCAAACUGAGGUAUGCAACGCGGAAGGGGUGCCCUAGAUUCCUUUCCUGAGCCCAUUGAUCUGAACCAAGGAUCUGUUGCCAGCAACACUUCUAUGGAUCACUCGGCUUCUUGGGGUAACAUGCUGAAUCCAGUUGAAAAUCGGUUAUCAAAUUACAUGCUUGCGUCCACUGAUGGGAAUGUUAGCUGCACAAAUACUGCUAAUGAGUGUGGUCCGAGCUUUAGUGGUUGGGACCGUGGUGAAUCCAGCUCCAGCGCAAAUAUGCAAGACGAAGAUUCAAAAAUGAGACUUGGAUGGUCGUCAUCUUUCUAUGCUUCUGAAUCUGAUUCAAGGUCAGAAGAUUGGUCUUUUGAACCACCCAAUAUCAGCAGUUCUAGCUAUGUUGGCAAUCAGGUUACUGGAAGAUCCCUCAAUCUGCAAAAUUACAGCUCAAAUUGUGGUUCCCUGAAUGUAAGUCCAAACCAUGGAAAUUUGAGGGAGCAUGACUACCACAGAGGUCUAGGAACUGGGAUACCUCAUAGUCUCUACAAGUCUGGUCAUUCUGAAAUGGAUCAGAUUCCAACUUUUUAUGCUUCUUCAAGUAAUAUAGGAACUUCUGCAGGUAGUUCUAGUACCUUUUCAGAAAAUACUGAUGCAUCAGGUUCAUCUUUUGGCACUUGGGGUUCAUCUUGCAAGAGAAAAGCUCUUGAGGGUACUUCUGGACAAUUUUAUCCUGGUGGAAGUUCAAGCUCCAACCAGCCAAUGGAGAAGAGCGUAAUGCAGCAUCCAUUUCCUGGUUGCUAUUCUGCUCCAGGUAAUUUAAGUAUAUCAACUGGCCCACUGAACUUGUCUCCAACCAAUCACUCGGAACAACUAAAUCCAAGUGGUGGGUUUGGUAUGACUAGAGUAGCCCCUGGCUCUUUCCGUUCUUCAAGUGUGCCAGGAGUAGCAGAAAGCUCAGCUAGAAAUUUCAUUAUGAGAUCAAAUCACGGACGACAUGAAUCAAUUCCGUUUGAUACACCUAGAGGCACUUCUGUGAGGAAUUUUGGCGUUUAUGCUGCGAUGCCUUCUAGACCCAUCUCAAACGCUGAGUCUUCAGAGUUGAGGUCACCAGCGACAUUACCAAUAAAUCCAAACAGCACUCUGAUCCAACCUCAUUUAAUGCAUGUAAAUGAGGCUAGAGGAAUGCAUUCUUAUCCUUGGAAUGGAUCUUUCAGUUCCAGAGGUGGCAGUUCAUCAAGUUCUUUUGUCGUCUCUGGAGAAAGAGGUCCUGGGGCGAGCGAGGAAGUGAAUGCUAGGAGCUCCCGUAGAAAUAAUCUGGAGUAUCCCAUGACUAUAUCCGCCCCUGAGACAAGAAAUGUCCUGCAAGAUCAAAUUGAUUGGAGCUUUGCCCCUGGAACUUCCGCAUCUUCUUCUAGAAAUCAUGCUUCUGGUUCACGGAUAGGGUCUGGUUCUGGUGGCCGGACUUCUUCCUCUGCAUGGUUGCCUCAUCAAAACCAGACAUCACAAAAUCAUCAGAGAUUAUCAGAAACUGCUCCGUGGAUUCCUUUCCCUCGUGUUGAAUCUGAAUCUGGAAUCCGAAGAAGUCACUUUGCACUUUUACCUUCUGCAUCUUCUUCAUCAGAUGAGGCAGCUAGUAGUAGUCGAGCCCAACAUCAACUAGAUCAAAGGUCAGCAGCGUUCUUGAUGGAUGUGCCAGGUGAUGAUAUUAAUGGUUGGCGUGCUUUGGCUGCUGUUGAGGGCAGACAUAGACUGAUUCGUCAAGUCCUGAAUGCCAUGCGGAGGGGCAUCCACUUACAAGCUGAGGAUUAUAUGCUGAUUGACCCUUUCAUAAAUGGAUUUGCUGAGUUGCAUGACAGACAUAGAGAUAUGAGGCUUGAUGUUGACAAUAUGUCUUAUGAGGAAUUGUUGGCUUUGGAGGAACAAAUAGGGAAUGUGAGUACUGGAUUGACUGAGGAAAAAAUUAAGAGCUGUAUGAAACAGCGAACAUAUGAAGCUAUGGGAGUCUCCUCAAACAUGGAGCCGUGCUGUAUAUGCCAGGAGGAUUACAUCUCCGGGGAUGAUAUUGGAAUAUUGGAUUGCAGCCACGAGUUCCACAGCGGUUGCAUCAAACAGUGGCUAACGCUGAAGAAUCUAUGCCCCAUCUGUAAAAUGACGGGCUUGGGAACUUGAAAGUAAACCGCAUUUUUGGUGCGAGAGCAACUAUUGUCCCUCAAAAAAUAACUACCAACACCCCCAACCCCACCACACCUUUCUCCACCCUUCCCAUUGCAUCGUCAUUUCUUUGUUUUACAGCUUUGGUUGACACCGGAUCUGGUAAUUUACUCCUGAAUCGAAAGAGCUUUCUUGCCCAUGAACCAGAAGUGUUCAAGGAAAGGAAGUGUGCUUUUAUAGGGAAUGAACAAUGAAGAAGCCAUGUAUGCACCCUAAUACUAUAAAAAGCCUAAACUCUGUGAUGUGAACAGUUUUGUAUUCGUCCAACACCAAAAACAAGAAUUGAGCCGUUUAAACUAAAAUAAUACGGUUAAGGAAAACUUGUACCGACAUUAUUGGCAACUAUUCUGUAUUUGUCUUUAUUACAUGAUGAUUGUUUCCAGA